This is a messenger RNA of Durusdinium trenchii, 1898 nucleotides long. Lineage: Eukaryota; Dinophyceae; Suessiales; Symbiodiniaceae. The record is from the annotation of a GenBank genome assembly.
CCGCUGAUGGGUAACUAAUGGGUGGCAGACAUGUGAAAUGGGGUCCCUUUGGAUCAAAAGGCUUACAGACCUCGUUUGCAAGUGUCACAGGUUGCAGACUUUUGUCAUGCCACAGGUUUGUUACCAAUCUUACGGGUUACCGAACUUCUUUUUCCUGCUCUUUACCUCACGGCCUCUCGGCUGUGAUCUCAAUGACUCCAAGAUGACUUGCUGCGUAAUGCCUGGCUUUCUUGAACCCCCGGGACUAUCAUCUCCCAGUACGGGCAUCAAAUGGUGAAACUGCAGCUUGAUGUUUUUCUUCAUUCUUCUUCAACAAACCAUGCAACUUUGACACUUUUGAUCACGUGCGCAUUGAAUGCCCCGCCGCAGCUGUAAGCAGCUCAGACACCUGCAUCAGCCCCCCCACCUGCUGAUCAUGGCUCGCAUGGCAACCGCAGGGGCUGUGGCCCUCUCCGCCGGCAGUUUGCUGACCUUCGUGGCCCCAAAGGCUCAGCAGGGCAGCGCAGCUUCCCUGCGCUCCACGGGUGCUUCGCCGGCGCCGGCGACCAGCAGCUGGGGUGUGGCGACCGGCUGCGCCUUGGCGGCGGCGGCUGUGGCGGCACCCGUGAUCAACCGCCGGGGAGCUGGUACGGCCAGACAGGUGGUGGGCGUGUGCCUCCCGUUGACCGAUAAGUUCGACCCCCUGAACCUCGGCAACACGGAUGCCAAGCUGGACCGCUACACGCAGGUGGAGAUCAAACACGGCCGGGUCGCCAUGUUGGCCACUGUGGGCUACAUCAUGCCCGAGAUCUUCCGCUUCCCCGGCUGCGAAAGCUUCACGCACGGCCUCGGCGCUUUGGAGACAUUGCCUUUCGAAGGUUGGAUUCAGUUGGCGGGCCUCCUGGGCGCUCACGAGGUCCUUGUGAAGCCCCGUGCGGGUGGCAUGGGCCCCAACGACUUCGGCCUGGGCACCGAGCUCUUGGACGGCAUCGACGACGCCGAGCUGGAGCGCCGCAUGACGGUGGAGCGCAACAACGGGCGCCUGGCGAUGGUCGCCAUUAUGGGGCUGAUGGUGCAGGAUGGCAUGUUUGGCGAGCCACCUCUGACCUACAUGUCCAAGAAUGGCUGGUGGGGUGAGCCUGUUCAGUGGUAUGUGCAGCACAUCAACAACUGCCAAUCCAGCAUUGACUCCGUUGUGCAGAACGCGAACGUUUGCGCUUUGCCUCGGCGCAUUGGGCGCACCCAGAUGAGGGCCUCAGCCAAGCUGAGCGAAGGGCCCUUCAUUGAGACUGAGACCUACCCUAAGGAGAUGGAGAUGUCAGCAGCGGUGCCAUUCCUCCGCUAUCCGCAGGUCUUGAAGGGCUGGGUGGGCGAGGAGAAGGGCUUCGAUCCGCUGGGCGUCACCGACGCGCUCCCGGUCUACUGGGUGCGAGAGGCGGAGUUGAAGCACGGCAGGGUCUGCAUGUUGGCCACCGUGGGUUGGAUCGCCGUGGACAUGGGUUUCCGCUUCCCGGGCGACAAGUUCCAGGCGGUGGCCAACAGCUUUCAGGCCCAUGACCAGAUGGUGGAGGCAGGCUACAUGCUCCCCUUCCUGGGUGCCAUUGGCACCGUGGAGCUUUACUCCGGAUGGCUCUUGUACCAGGGCUGGUUGAAUGAAGUGAAGCGGGAUGCCGGAGACUUCUUCGUGGGCAAGAAUUUCCUCCCAAAGGAGCCUGCCAAGGAGAAGGACAUGCGCCUCAAGGAACUCGAGAACGGCCGCCUGGCGAUGUUCGCCUUCAGCGGCAUCGUAACACAGGCGGCGCUGACCGGAAAGAGCUGGCCUUUCAUGUAGAUUUUAUCAAAAGAUCGGUGGCUGAUAGCAUUGGAGCCGCCAAAAAGGGCUGAGCCGCAUCCGCUCCCGUGCCACAUCGGGCAUAGAA